CUCAUCAUAGCAACAACAAUGGCCGCUUUUCGCAGACUGGCUUCAAUCGUAAACAGGUUAAAUGUCUGGUCCGCUCCGAGAAACGAGUUCCUCGGCGCUCAGACGACUACCGGAGGUAGGACACAGAGAUGCCUAGCUGUUGGGAUGUGUCUCGCAACCGGGGGAGCGGUGGCAUUUUAUUUUUACAACGACAUGUACAGUCAAAGAUGCAGGAAGAGGAUGGGAUAUCGCUUCAGUGGCCGCGACCUGCUCCCUGUCCUUUCCGCUGUAGAAGCACAGCAAAAGACGCGGCCAUUUGACUUUGAGGAAGGGGACGUGUACAUGUCGUCCCACGAGCAGCGCUUCCGUCUGUUCAGCUCAGUGGAAUAUGAGGGACAGCUCUACAUGACCCCACAGAACUUCAUCGAGUCCGUCACCAUGAGCGAGCCCCGGAACAAGAAGCCGUGGAUGUCCCUCACUAAACAGGAGCUGGAGAAGAUCUUGGGAGAUACUCCAGCGGUGUGGCAGGGAACGUCCAAACUGUUCCGGAACCUACGGGAACGAGGCAUCAUCGCUUACACCGAGUAUCUCUUUCUGCUCUGCAUUCUGACAAAGCCCCACGCAGGCUUCAAGAUCGCCUUCAACAUGUUCGACGCCGACGGGAACCAGAUGGUUGACAAGAGGGAGUUCCUAGUGCUGCAGGAGAUCUUCAGGAAGAAAAAUGAGAAGAAGGGGAGGAAAGGAGAUGUGGAGAAGUCAGCUCAGCUGAGUAUGCAGCUCUAUGGAUAUCAGGUUGCUCCCAUCAACAGCGUGGUUAAAAAAGACAGUCGUCAGUUUGUGGCCCGGAGCUAUUGGGACGUUCUGAGGCGCGGCGCCAGUCAAGCCCUGUUCUCAGACCUGGCAGAGCGUUUGGAGGAGGGUAUGAUGAUUGACACCACACUGCUGGUGCACUUCUUUGGGAAGAAGGGGAAGGCGGAGCUGACUUUUGACGACUUCUACAGGUUCAUGGAUAACCUCCAGACAGAGGUUUUGGAGAUAGAGUUCCUGACCUAUUCUAAAGGCAUGACCACCAUCAGUGAGGAGGACUUUGCCCGCAUCCUGCUGCGUUACACCAACGUAGAGAACAUCAGCAGUUACCUGGACAACGUCCGCCAGAGCAUCCCUGACGAGAAGGGCAUCACCUUCGAUGAGUUCCGCUCCUUCUUCCAAUUCCUCAACAACCUGGAGGACUUUGCCAUCGCCAUGCAGAUGUACAACUUUGCCAGUCGCUCCAUUGGCCAAGAUGAGUUUGGGCGGGCUGUGUACGUGGCCACGGGCCUGAAGCUGACACGUCACCUGGUCCACACCAUCUUCAAGAUCUUUGACGUGGACCACGACGACCAGCUGAGCUACAAGGAGUUCAUCGGCAUUAUGAAGGACCGGCUGCACCGCGGAGGGAGGGGCUACAAAACCGCAGAGCGAUUCACUUCCUUCAAGUCCUGUAUGAAGAAGGAGCUAGCUGGCAGCUAAGUGAACAGGAAACAACAUGCCUCCUUCCCCAUCUGCCUGCGUGCCGAGGCCAGGAAACAGGUCCGCCAACUCUAGAGGAGGUUCCAGGCUAGGGUUUAAAGAAGGAGGAAGAGGAUGAUGAGAAGAGGAAGAGGAGGAUGAAGAUGAGGAGGAAGAUGAGGAGAAUAGGAUGAUGAAGGUGGGGAUGAAGACAAGGAAAAGAGAUGGAGGGGGACAGGAGGUGAAGGAUUCAAUGAACAAUCUGCAGGGGAACAUUGUGGUUUUAAGUCUACGUUCUCAGCCACCAGCCCCUCCACUAGCAUGCAGAGAAGCUGACGUUUUGCAACAGACAUGUCAUUGGUUUCAGUUCUCCAGUUUAUCCAAUCGUGGAUCAAUUCCGCAAUCCAUUUUCCUCCCAUUGCAAGUAGGCCAGUGAUGUAUAGCCUACAUUACUGCUCCUAGUAUUUAAGCAGUACUCACCAAACAUUUGAAAAGCACAGAAAAAUGACAGGUUUGUAAUAUAAUAAUAUAUAAUCAUGGUCAAAUAAAGACUGUGACUUACAUUACAGUAAGAGCCUGCAUGGUCAAGUGUAGUAUCUGUAUCAAAUGCCUUUACCAGUGAAAGGUAUGGGAGAAGGAAGAGAAUCUGAAAUCUUAAUGUCUUAAUCCUGUAUUUUUCUAGUCAUGUUUUUUCCCAGUUUACACAGGCCUACUUGCAUAUAUUCAGCAGCAGGUUUGGUCAUCUGACUAGAUAAUAAAGAUCAAUACAUAGCCUACAAAUGCAAUGAAUUCUACAAUGAAGCAAUAGUAGUAUGUUUUUGAAAUGCUUGCAAUUGAUGAUCUUCCAAAUGAGAGAGAGAAAGAGAGAGCAAGAUCAUGAUAUUCCUUUAAGACUCCUUGUCUUCUGUCUGUUGUGUGUGUUACGCUUGUAAUGAUUAGGCGGGGAAGAGGUCUAACUUUUUUUCAUGUGUGCCUUGUUUUCUACAUGUCUUCCUGUCAAAACGAAUUCCAUUCCAGCAACAAAUUUCGUUGAAAAUGUACCUUUUCGGAAAGCAAAUUGCUGACCUGCCCUCCUCCCAGUGUACUGUGAAACCUAGGUUUCCUUGAUUCACUAUGUAAUUGACCAACAUUUCACCUCAAUUGGUAAUGAUAAUAUUUAUUUAUUGAAUUAUUAAUCUGUUUGUAAUAUAAAUCUACCGAACAGCAAUAUUAUGAGCAGACGUUUUGAUUUUAAGUUUUGACCAGUAAGUAAGCAUGAUAGUGAUUUAAUUUUGUUCAAGGAUUCAAGGUGUAUCUCUGUAUUUAGUUUGAAUAUUAAAUAACUUAAAUGGUU
This is a messenger RNA of Oncorhynchus masou masou (cherry salmon), 2800 nucleotides long. RefSeq names its product mitochondrial calcium uptake family, member 3a (gene micu3a). Gene Ontology annotation, cellular component: uniplex complex. The record is from RefSeq and is a predicted model, not a curated record. Gene Ontology annotation, molecular function: calcium ion binding. The transcript is spliced from 15 exons. Gene Ontology annotation, biological process: calcium import into the mitochondrion; mitochondrial calcium ion homeostasis. NCBI's taxonomy places the organism in Eukaryota, Metazoa, Chordata, Actinopteri, Salmoniformes, Salmonidae. The coding region runs from base 19 to 1488 and encodes 489 amino acids.